CUGUGCUGAAGGAGGUGGUGUUUUUCAGAUGAGAUAUAAAACCGAGGCACUGAAGUACUCAUUCUCUUUAAAGAUCCUAUGGCAAAAUUUGCAAGAUUGAGGUGUUAACCCUGACCUCCCAGAUAUAUUCUAACUUUGAUCAGUGCAUUCUGCUGGUCUAAAAAUUUUCCUCUGGUGUCAGGUGAACUUGGUUAUCCUCAAAUUGCCAUGCAGAGUUGCUGGCUCAGAACGUCUGCAACAUUCCUCCGCAGCAGAGGUUAAGGAAGCAUAAAGGUGCCAAGAGUUUAGGAUGGACAAGGACUUCGCUCCUUCCCCUCACAGGGUCCGCAGAUGUAUUCCAGCCCUGGGAGCCUGCUCCAGCCCCAGUCGCAUCCCAGGUUUAUUGGCCCGGCCGGUGGGAGGCGGGGGCCCGGCGCCUCUCGGCCCCAAGCUGAGAAAGGAAACCCAACCUGACUCCUUCAGCCAGGACUCCGCAAGGCAGAUUCCACUUGCAAAGGGGAGAGUGAGUGCCAGGCCUAACUCUAAGCUUGCAGGCCCAAGGGAGCUGAGUAGCACCGGGCUGCCCAUUCUGUGCCCUCUUCCCCAUUCAUCCAGGUCCCUUCCGUGGACUACUGCCAAUGGUUUGGCACCACGGAAGCUGAGCUCCAUCUCAUUUACCCUCCGCCGGAGUGGCUGUGCACCUCCACCUGAUCGGCAACUGCUCCCACCAGCCUCUGCAAGGAGAGAGCUCCACUGUCCACUGGGGGAGGAAGCACCAGGAGGGGAACUGCCCUUGUCAAAUCUGCAGCCGUUACCUGGAGUACAAGCCUUGCCCACAAGAGUGCCUCUUGGCUGCACGGAAGAGCAAAUAAAUACCUGGCAUGAUGAGCAAAUCAGUGCUGCAUAUCCAGGGUCAGAGAUGCCCACAGCAUUGCUCCCCUCAGGUCCAGAUUUCCAGAGAGGCUUGACCCAUGCUACCCUACUUUCUCCUCUGCCACAUCCCCAAGUCAAGGGUAAACAUCCCAUGAACUCAUCCAUGACAGCAGCUGGUCAAGAGGAUCAUGUGGCUACCAAGAGAUACAGUGACCCACUUGGCAUGGGAAUUCUCCAAGGGCCACUUGGGUGUGGGAAUAUGCCAAGUCCCAUUCCUGAGCUGUGUGCUGAGGGGCCAGCUCUGUGGGGCCAACUCUCUGCGGCAGAUACCAUGAUAUCUCCUGUGAUGGACACAGCUGGGCCAGCAUGGUCAGCAGACAACAAGAUUGAGACAGCUAUGACUGAGCUGGUGCCGGAGCCCCGGCAAAAACCAGCAGUGCCGAUGAAACCUGUUGGCAUUAACUCCAACCUGCUGGGCUACAUUGGGAUUGACACCAUCAUUGAGCAGAUGCGCAAGAAGACCAUGAAGACGGGCUUUGACUUCAACAUCAUGGUUGUAGGUCAAAGUGGGCUGGGGAAAUCAACACUGGUGAACACCCUCUUCAAAUCCCAAGUUAGCCGCAAGUCUUCAGGCUGGAACCGCGAGGAGAAGAUCCCUAAGACAGUGGAGAUCAAGGCCAUUGGGCAUGUCAUUGAAGAAGGUGGUGUCAAGAUGAAACUGACAGUAAUUGACACCCCGGGAUUUGGUGACCAGAUCAACAAUGAGAAUUGCUGGGAGCCCAUCGAGAAAUACAUCAAUGAGCAAUAUGAAAAAUUCCUGAAAGAGGAAGUGAAUAUUGCAAGGAAGAAACGAAUCCCAGACACAAGAGUCCACUGCUGCCUCUACUUCAUCUCCCCCACGGGUCACUCUUUGCGACCCCUGGACCUAGAGUUCAUGAAACAUCUCAGCAAAGUAGUAAACAUCAUCCCUGUUAUCGCCAAGGCAGACACCAUGACGCUGGAAGAGAAGACUGAGUUCAAACAAAGGGUGCGCAAAGAACUGGAGGUGAAUGGGAUCGAGUUUUACCCCCAGAAAGAGUUUGAUGAGGACCUGGAGGAUAAAACAGAGAAUGACAAAAUCAGGCAGGAAAGCAUGCCGUUUGCAGUUGUGGGCAGCGACAAGGAAUACCAAGUAAAUGGCAAAAGAAUCCUGGGCAGGAAAACUCCCUGGGGCGUCAUUGAAGUGGAAAACCUCAAUCACUGUGAAUUUGCCCUACUUCGAGACUUUGUCAUCAGGACCCACCUGCAAGACCUAAAAGAAGUGACGCACAACAUCCACUAUGAGACCUACAGGGCCAAGCGGCUGAAUGACAAUGGGGGGCUCCCCCCAGUGACCGCCGAGACAGAGGAGAACCACGAAAGUAAUCUGUGAAUCACUCCUCCCACUGUCUGGAUAUUACAAUCCGUCCCAGCUACCUUUGAGUUUACUGUAGGCCUGUCUUCAAAGCAUGUGGCACAUCCUCUCUCUGUGUGUGUGUGUGUAUAUAUAUGGGAGAAGGAGCAGGGGCAUUUCUUUCUCCUUCCUAGAAUGUCAUCAUUCUCGUUUUUUUGCACAGGCUGUUUGUUGUCCUCCCCCUCUCUCGUGUUCUGUGGUUCAGUUGCGUGUCUUGGUUUUGGGAAGUAGCAGAGGGAAUGCUGGGAGAUUUGAUUUCUGGGGUUUGGGUUGUUUGGGGAGGAUGACUUGAUUCUGUGUUUGCACAUUUGAAAAGCAUAGAAAGACUCCAAGGACAGACAGAUUGAUCAAUGAGCACAGUGCCUUCCAAAUGGUGGUUGCAUUGGAGAACCUUUUCAUGCAUGUGAGUGGAGUUCCCUGAUGUGGGUGGGGAAGGUAGGCGGUUGAUUAGGGGGAGUGAUAGGUGGCUAUGGCAUAUCUCUUUUCUGAGGCCUGUUAAAAAAGGGAAGGGGGGGGGAGUUAGUGGUAAUUUGUGGCUGGGAGGAGAGCAUAUUAUCAUAUAUUCCAGUCCAUGUUCUAACUGGGAGAUGCGUGGUGGUGGGAAGUGAGCACAAAUUAGAUCUUGGACCUUAGGGUUUCAUUGUAAGAUCUAGCAGCUGUUGUUUUACCUUCCUAUCACAGGUAUUUGGGAGGGGAGAGACUACGAAAAACCAGGAAUACUAAUUGAGGGACAAAUCCUGAGGUCUUCACUCAGGGCCAAAUAGCAGCAUUUAGCCACUGCCCUGGAAUUAGUAGGGUGUCUCCCUGCCCCAGCAGGCAGGGGGUCCGGGUAGGCUGCCCCAUCUUUUAGGAUACUUCAGCUUGCUGCCCCCAACGUGCUCGGCCCACUUUGCAAGCCAAUGCAAAGGGUGAGGAGAACAGGCCUGGGCAUAACUCUAUUGCUUCCCUUCCUGUGGGGCAACAUACACCUGCUGGGACACAGCAGAGGGACAGGCCCUGAACUCCCCUGCAAUUGUGAAUGCCCCUUGCACAUGACACACAGGGUAGGCUGCCUGAGUAGUCACCCAUGCAAGGGCCACCCAUAACCUGGCCCCCAGGAGUUUACUCAGAACUCCCAACGAAGCAAAUGGGCCAAGCCGAGUCCUCACACAGUUUUUACCCAGUAUUUACUUGGACAAAAUUGUCCCUGAAGCCAUGGGAGACGUGCCUAAGUAAAAAAAUGAGUGAGGGCCUUGGAACGUGCCCUAGAGUUAAAUGCUUGAAACUAUGCCAACACCACGUACUAGUGAAUCACACAUAUUAGUGUGAACAUGAGGCCAUCCCUUCUUUCCUUAGCACAAAGAGCUGGCUUCACUGGAACUAGGUCGUGGACAAACUGGGCAGAAUUUUGGCUGGCCUGCUGGUCUUGGGUCAAGUGAUCCCCUCUACACCCACCAGUCCUCGGCACACUCUUACUAGUUAGUUAUUGAGGACAUCAGAGGAUGUAUAGAGAGGGAGAAAUAUGUGCUAAGGGUGGGUGAAUGAGAAGGGAAAAGGGACAUUAGCAGCAGAGGAAAUCAUCAUUUCCAGGACUGGAGUGAGUUUCCACACAAGAACAGCUCCUAAUUCUGUUGGGAAACAUCAUGAGGUCCCUUUAUCUGCUGUAUAGGUUUCUGCUUUUAGGGAAGGAGGAGAGAAAAAUACAAAUUACCCUUGCCCCCCCAGCCAGGACCACCCACUUUUGACGUAGUGCUGGAUAUCAGUCCUUGAGCAAGUGAGAAUUGUGGAUACCUUGUGAGGUUCCUUGCAGAUUUUCCAUACUAGAAACCUUUCCACAGGCUUACCCUAGGGCCCAGAGCCUCUACUGUGCUUUUGGAUUCUUUGGGAUGAAAUGUGGGCAUUAUAGAGAUGUAAAGUUAAUAUUUUAUUCAAUUGCUUUAUGAAGAAAUGCUUUUUAAUCCCCUGGAUUUCUUGCUCUAAGGAUCCCUUUCCCCUUCCCAGUAACAGCUAUAUCAUUCUCCAGCUGUCAAACAAACGUGGUCAGUCUCUUCCACAUGUGAAUAGCGACUGCUUUAUCAGUUUCCCCCUCUGAUCUUCCAAGAGACAGCCUAGUAUUUGAUUAAGGGACUUGUCUCUCUCUCAGCACUGAGCCUUAGAUUAGAGGUAGAUGUAGUCACUGAAUGGUUAUAUCAGUUUUCUUAACACUAAGGCCUCUACUUUGUAUUUUACCUGUGGAGAAAUAGCAUUACAUAAGAACAUAAGAAUGGCCCUACUAGGUCAGAUCAAAGGUCCAUCUAGCUCAAUAUCCUGUCUUCUGACAGUGGCCACUGCCAGGUGCCCCAGAGGGAACGAACAGAACAGGUAAUCAUCAAGUGAUCCAUCCCCUGUUGCUCAUUCCCAGCUUCUGGCAAAGAGAGGUUAGGGAUACCACUCCUGCCCAUCCUGGCUAAUAGCCAUUGAUGGACCUAUCCUCCAUGAAUUUAUCUAGUUCUUUUUUGAACCCUGUUAUGGUCUUGGACAUCACAACAUCCUCUGGCAAGGAGUUCCACAGGUUGUCUAUGCAUUGUGUGAAGAAAUACUUUAUUUUAUUUGUUUUAAACCUGCUGCCUAUUAAUUUCAUUUGAUGACCCCUAGUUCUUGUGUUAUGAGCAGUAGCAAACAACACUUCCUUAUCUACUUUCUCUACACCAGUCAUGAUUUUAUAGACCUCAAUCAUAUCUCCCCUUAGUUGUCUGUUUUCCAAGCUGAAAAGUCCCAGUCUUAUUAAUCUCUCCUCAUAUGGAAGCCGUUCCAUACCCCUAAUAAUUUUUGUUGCCCUUUUCUGAACCUUUCCCAAUUCCAAUAUAUCUUUUUUGAAAUGAGGCAACCACAUCUGCACACAGUAUUCAAGAUGUGGGCGUACCAUGGAUUUAUAUAGCCGCAAUAUGAUAUUUUCUGUCCUAUUAUCUAUCCCUUUCUUAAUUAUUCCCAACAUUCUGUUUGCUUUUUGGACUGCCGCUGCACAUUGAAUGGAUGUUUUCAGAGAACUAUCCACAAUGACUCCUAUCUGCUAUAAAAUUGCAGUGUAGGUGCUUGGCUGGAGCCCGUGCUCUGAGACCUCACAAGGGGGAGGGUCUCAGAGGCCAAGCUCUAGCCUGAGCCCCAAUGUCUACAAUGCAAUUAAACAGCCCUGUAGCCCAAGCCCUGUGAGCCUGAGUUUGCUGCCCAGGGCUCUGACACUUGCUGUCACAGGUUUUUUAUCACAGUGUAGAUGUACCCUAAGACACUCAAGCUGGCUUCCCCACUAACUGCACCCAUUCAUGAUGAACAUACCAGGGUAUUAUCAACUCCAGUGACAUGAGAGUUUCUUUGUGCAGUGGUAAGGCCAUUUCUGCGUCUUUGGGGCCUGAAGAAUGGUCAUUGCAGAGUGCAGAUACCUCCCUGGCUAAUUGAGGCAUGGCCAGCUCCAGGCCACAUGCACAAAGGUGACCAAUUUUCCUUUGUCUGUCACUUGGAUUACAAGUACUAGGGCCAUGCUCUGUGAUCUGUGUCAAUGGGGCUUGUGUAUGUGGAAGGAGGGUAGUAGAUAUGGUCUUCUGUGGAGGAACUUGGGCCUGAUCGUCCAAGCAGGGAUUCCAGUUCUCUUGUGCCGCUCAAGGACCCCCUGCGUAAGAUGAUCUUCCUUAGUAGACAUUAUUUUACUGGCAUCCACACAAUGUACUAAGCAUCUUCCUAACACAUAGGGAUCGAUUGUCCAACCUUUCCUCAAGCAGGCGAACGCUUGCUCACGCAAGCAGCCCAAGUGAUUUCAAAGUCUCUCUGACUCCUCCAAUUACGAGGUGUUCACCAAGAUGAAUUUGGGUUGCACAACCUAGCCCAUAUGGGAAAGGAUGGUCCAGUGAUUAGGGCACUGGCUUAGGAUGUGGAAGAUCUCCUUUCAAUCCCCUGCGCUGCCCAGACAUGCUGUGUGACCUUGGGCAAGUCAUUCAGUCUCUCUGUGCCUCAGUUUCCCAUCUGCAUAAUGGGGAUAAUAAUGCAUCCCUACCUCACAAGAGGAUAAAUACAUUACAGAUUGUGAAAUACUUUGAGAUCUCCUGAUGAAAAGUGCUAUAUAAGAAAUAGGUAUUCUUAUUAUUACUGUAUUGGGAAAAAAGUGUGAUGUUAGCAUGUUAACUAACAUGUCUUAACUAACAUGAUGUUAAAACAUGGCUUUAUCCUUGGUGUGGACAAGGACAGUUGUAUUAAAAAAUGUGUUAAUUCAUCAUGGUUAAUCCUAUGGGGAACUAACCUUGACCAGCUCUUGUUUUUAAACAUACGUGUCCUUGUUCACACUAAGGACAAAGCUGUAUAUAACACAGUGAGGUCCUAUUCCACGCCUAUGGCACCUAUGUGCUAUGGUAAAUAAAUAAAUAAUAGCAGCAACAUUAUGUUAGUCAACACAUUCUCUAACAGGAUGCUUUCAUUCCCAGUAUAGACAAGGCCUAAGAAGCCAUCCGGAAAGAGGUAAACAUGUAAGUGAAGUGCUCAAGGACUGAACUCGCCAUGUCUUGGUAAGAGAGAGCGUUAAUGACACAGUGUGUUGGGGGUUUUUGUAAAAUGUAAAAAUUUCCCCCCAACGACACUUAACAUUAUCUAUCAGUAAAUACAACUGGGAAAAUUUUGAACCUCACUGGAAACAUCAGAUGCUGAUGCAGAACAGAUGCUGCAGUAAGUUCUUCCCCGGAGAAAACACAUUAUUUAAUAAAUAAUUAUUUCUAAUGAUUAAUUACAAUAACCACACUUGGUAAGUUUGUAGUGCUUUUUAUCCAGAGAUCUCAAAGCACUUUACAAAAGUGGGUAACAAUUACUCCCAUUUUACAGACGUAAACUGAGGCAAAGAGGUUACACAAUUUGCCUAAAAUCACCCAGCAAAUCAGGGGCACAGCUAUGAACAGAAUUCACGCCUCCCGAGUACCACAGCUAUGCUGCCUCCCCCAUCACUAUGUGCUUUUAAAAACCAAGGGUGGGGAACAUCCUGUACCUUGAACGAACCACUUGUUGUUUGAACAAACAAUAAAGAACCCAGGGUGACUUCUUAACAGGUUAUUUCUUCCCCCAAAAUAUGGGUCAACCUCUGAGCAUGCCCCUUUGAUGUUGGCUUUCCUGCCCACCCUCUCUCCCCUUUUCAGCCCCCAUAUCCUUUAUGCAGCACCUUCCCAUGCAGUACCCCUGAGCUUAAGAAAGAUAUAGGCUGCUGAUUUCAGAGCAAAUGCCAGUGUAAUGCAGUGGAUGGAUUGGUGAUGCCCAACAACAAAACAGGUGACUUCACUAUUAAAGCUGGAAGUUCCCGCACAACAUAUUUAAACUAAUAGUGGGUGACAAAGCACCCCAAAUUUUCCUUUCUCCCCACUGCCAACCUGAAAAUCAUUUGGUGCCUCCCAAAAUCUGAUGUACCUUAUAACAGAACUCUACAAAGAAGAACGAAAAAAGUCCCUUAGCAAUCAGGAGACAUCUACUCCCCUUCUCCCCUUUGACGUUACUUAUGAAUCUGUAUGGCAGCUCCAGGGCACCAAGGCUUACAGGGCAGAGAGAGAAAAGAAAUAAAUGCUGACUCCUGCCUUGGUUCUGGAAAUACUAUGCCACCAUCAGCCAUUCAAGACGCACCCACAGGUUUUCAGAAAUCUAGACCCCACUUCUUUCUUUUGGAAGCAAGUGCAGUGGAAGACAGUUAAUUUUACUUGAGAGAUGGAAGAGCAAGAAAUGAAAGUAUGAACAAGCAAAUGAAACCGGGUUCCUGGCACACCCGUCCCCUGACAGUAUCAUGAUGGAGUCUUCUUGUAUCAGUCCAGUGCUGAUCGAGAAAGAACGAAAUCACACAAACGUGUGGUGUAAAUGUCACUAGACUUACCUUUCUAUCUGUGUUGUAUGAUUAAACAAAAUGUCGCCAUUUGAA
Molecule: messenger RNA, 8174 nt
Organism: Dermochelys coriacea (leatherback sea turtle)
Lineage: Eukaryota; Metazoa; Chordata; Testudines; Dermochelyidae
Gene: SEPTIN3
Product: septin 3
Exons: 11
Coding region: 290-2263 (657 amino acids)
Biological process (GO): cytoskeleton-dependent cytokinesis
Cellular component (GO): septin complex; cell division site; septin ring
Molecular function (GO): GTP binding; GTPase activity; molecular adaptor activity
Source: RefSeq, a predicted model, not a curated record